AUAAUGUGUUCGAAGUAAAAAAUUUGGGGGGGAAGGAGUAACUUUAUAAAGAUGUGUUCAUUGUUGUGGUAACUGGCGGAGGACUCGUGUGUGGCUGUGUCCCUGGGGCCUGUAGUUACCUACACUACACCUACCAUCAAGAAAAAGGCAUAUAUUAAAGCAAGAACAAUGCCGAAGGUUGUAUCUGGCAGCGUGGUGGUGUCGGAUGCCAAGGACCAGCAGGAAUAUAGUGAGGACAAACCUCUAAUAGUCUACUAUUGUCUAUGUGGUCAAAUGGCUGUUAUUCUUGAUUGUUCAAUGGAGAAACUGCCACUUCGGAAACGUGAUGGAGCCAGAGUUAUCGAUGGAUCUAGACAUGCUCACCGUCUUGUUUGUGACCCUGAUGAAACAGUGUUUAUUCGGAGGUCAGAGGGUGUUGAAAGACAGUUUAGAAAAAAAUGUAAAAAGUGUGGUCUUCUUUUGUUUUACCAGCACACUCUCACAUCUAAUACUGUCUUUGUUGUUAAGGGAAGUGUGGUGCAGAGUGGUGGAAAAUCAGUUGCACAGCAGGUUGCUGAUAAACCAAAGGAUCGCAUUCUCAUUACGCGCCACACCAAGAAUAUGGGCAAAUUUUCAUCAGUAACUGUAUCUACAAUUGAUGAAGAGGAAGAUGAAAUUGAAGCGAGAGAAGUUGCAGAUUCCUAUGCCAACAAUGCAAGAAUUAUUGAAAAACAAUUGGAACGGAAGGGUAUGAAUAAGCGCAAGAGCCAACUAGCCUCGGAAGAGAGUUCAUCUGCAAAACAAGUCCGGGGAACACUUAUUAACCAGUAGUUGUAUGUUGUACAUAUUGAGUGUAUUUGUAGAUAUAAAACAAUUCAUGUUUUGAUUAGCAAAAUGAAAAGUGAAUGCUAGAAUUAAUACAAGUACUGUAUAUAUUAAUUACAUGGAUUUUAACUAUUUUUAGGGUUUGUAAAUACUAUGUACAGUAUUGUAAAGGCAUAUAUAUACACACACUAUGAGGUUGGUUAAUUUGAACUCGUCAACCUAACAUGUACGGUACUUGAAAUGUGCUGAGACAAGACAUUUUCAUACGAGUUUCUAAGUCUCCACAAAUUAUUAUUGUCCACGAGUGUUUUAUGAUGUCUCUCUUAUGGCCUGUUUACAUACCACCUGACUUUUAAGUUAACAUAUGACGUCUGUUAGUGUUACUAGAACUAGUUACCAUCAGUCACUACAGUUGUUAUUUAUCCAAUUAGGGUUCACAAGGCAAGCAUUUAUGGUGUUGGAAAGAUUCGCAGAUUGAAGUGUAUUCUGAUACUAGUAAUAGUACUUAAUAUAUACCUCUCUGACUCCUCUAUGUAAGUACAGAACUUAAGAAUAAAUUUGCCAAGAUGAGUGCCCCUGAACAGUGUGAGUGGAAGAGUGGGCUCGCUGCCCGUCAUACCCGUAUGGUCUAGCAGGGGGUGCCAGGUUUCUUGUGAGCAUAAUUAAUAUUUAAUAACUUGGGGCUUCCUAUAAACUAUCCCCAAGCUGAUAAAUUUCUAUAUCAUUGAAUCUAUGGAAGUUCAGGGAGUGAGCAAAAUUUAUACACGAGUAUGUCUCGCUUGGAUGGCAUACUAAAUGAAUAGUUGGACACUAGGCUCAUAAUGUAUUGGGCCCUUGCAUUACCUGCACCCAGAGCCUGCACAGCAUCUCUGGAAUUGGCAGGAAGGCUGCAUGGCUCGCCAAAUAGUGUGGCUUCAUUGAGAGGAAGGGUGACUCCAUGACCAGUAAUAGCUUUAUAGAAAUUAUUAAAUGAAACACGGCAGCACAUUUAACAUGUUUAUGUUGUGACUGUAUUGAUGCAAACCCUAUUUUUUGAGUUACUUACACCCUGGCAUUGUUUCAGUAAAUGUAUUUGACAUGUACAGAUUGGAAGUACAGAUGACCUGGUUAGGAUUUGUUAAAAAUACACUUAGAUUUUUAAUUUUUUAAAUAAGUUGCCAACAUAGAAUUUCCUGUACAGUAUUAGCUUAUAUCUAAAGCUGUUGGCUACUAAGUACAAACUUAUUACAGUAUUGCACACAUUACACAUCCCUAUAUACAAGAUAUUUAAGACUCAAGUGUCUUAAAUAUACCUUAUUGUAGCUUGCAGCUGCAUCCUUUUAUGCACAAUAUUUAUAUUAAUACCAUUAUUUUCAGUUAACGUUUAUUCGACCACACAGUUCCUCAAUAGAGGGUAUGUUGCAUAGAUGUUUGUGAUUUUUUUUAAUUAUUUAUGCAACAUAUGCAGCACUGUAAUGAUUGUUUCCAUAUUGGCUGUAUCAUUUGCCUACUUCUACCCUAUUUUGUGACUCACUUCCCUGUAGUGUGAUAUAACACAUACUAGACAUUUGUAAAUAAAUUGGCAUUUUGUAUCGCAUUGUAGCCACCUAAAGUUCAA
This is a messenger RNA of Procambarus clarkii (red swamp crayfish), 2401 nucleotides long. RefSeq names its product STING ER exit protein. NCBI's taxonomy places the organism in Eukaryota, Metazoa, Arthropoda, Malacostraca, Decapoda, Cambaridae. The record is from RefSeq and is a predicted model, not a curated record. Gene Ontology annotation, biological process: endoplasmic reticulum membrane organization; endoplasmic reticulum to Golgi vesicle-mediated transport.